Molecule: messenger RNA, 925 nt
Organism: Vitis riparia (riverbank grape)
Lineage: Eukaryota; Viridiplantae; Streptophyta; Magnoliopsida; Vitales; Vitaceae
Product: endochitinase EP3-like
Exons: 2
Coding region: 1-819 (272 amino acids)
Biological process (GO): carbohydrate metabolic process; cell wall macromolecule catabolic process; chitin catabolic process
Molecular function (GO): chitinase activity; chitin binding
Source: RefSeq, a predicted model, not a curated record
AUGGGUAUCAAGCUGGUAGCAAUCCUUCUUGUUGGGGUCCUCGCUGGAGCCCUCCCGGGCCCGGCGCUGGCUCAAAACUGCGGUUGCAGUGCAUCUGUGUGUUGCAGCCAAUAUGGGUACUGUGGGACGACCAAGGAUUACUGUGGCGCUGGCUGCCUGGCGGGCCCCUGCUAUUCGUCUUCAUCUGGUGGGGGUGUUUCUGUGUCUGAUAUUGUGACCGAGGAUUUCUUCAAUGGAAUUCUUGAUCAAGCAGGUCAGAAAUGCCCCGGGAGGAGCUUCUACACGCGCAGCGCCUUCCUUCGUGCCGUCAAUUCGUAUCCGGGGUUCGGCCAGGGUGGUUCUGCGGAUGACUCGAAGCGGGAGAUCGCCGCUUUCUUCGCUCAUGUCACGAGUUUGACUGACCACUUUUGUAGCGUUGAGGCAACAAAUAGGAAUUCCUCGGAGAAUUUUUGUGACACGAGCUCCACAAAGUAUGAUUGUGCGCCUGGGAAGAGUUAUUAUGGGCGAGGACCAAUUCAAAUAACAUGGAACUACAACUAUGGAGCAGCCGGAGAGAGUAUAGGGUUCGAUGGUUUGAACAAUCCCGAACUCGUGGCUAACGACUCAGUUGUGUCAUUUAAAACGGCUUUAUGGUUUUGGAUGAACUAUGUGCACCCUGCAAUAGGCCAGGGGUUUGGUGCAACGAUCAAUGCCCUCAAUCCUGAGGCUUGUCAUGGAGAAAACAAGAUGGCCAAAGCACGUCUUAACUUUUAUCAAGAGUAUUGCAACCAACUUGGUGUUUCAACCGGUUACUACUAUAGCAAAGUUCAUAUUUUUUAGUUGUGAUAUCUCGAUUUAAAACUUAGGUAAUUUCAUAAUUUAAUGUAACGAAAUAAUACAGUGGGCCAUUUGAAUACAGUAGAGUUUUAAAAUUGGUUUCGGCAUU